AGAGCGGUGCACAUGGAAACACACCGGGGACUCGAGUUGAUGAAUGAAUUAAAUUCAGAUGGAUUAUUGUAAUCAUAUUCAUCUCUAAAUUGGAUAGAAUAAGCUCUUUACUGAGCCUACCAUGCUGAGGUGGUGAGACUGGGUGGUCACAGUGAUAUGGUAAUGUAAAGUGAAUGACGCAGGACACUGACAGUACUGGCCACGACAACAAGAAACAGCAGUGGUUUGCCUGUGAUGAGUGGCGACGGCACUGGUUUGGGGGCCCCUGGCCUGCUAGCAGGGUAUUGGGAAAAAGUCAGUUGAACUCGUAUUGUCUUCCUCUCACUUACUGUCACUUGUGCAAAGCUAUUUUGGGUCUGAGAGAUGCUGUCUGAUUGGGAAGGCAGAAUCCUCUUGUAUCCCAAAUCAAAAUUCAAAAUAGAGAAACUCAACAAAACAAAGAAAUGGAAACUUUGGUUUCAAAAGGCGAAAGGUUUUGAUCUGUUGUUUGGGUGUUUUUGAAGUUUAGAUUGAUUGACAUGCUGCCUGGUACAAUGAAAAACUUAAAAAUGAUUCUCAUAUCAACUGGAUUGAUACUCCACUGUAAUAAAUGAUAUCUUGAGAUACAAAAAACAACAAAUCUAUGAUACUGAGUCCUCUAAUCUGGUACUUCACUGUUCUAUAUGGCAUUGAGAUGCUCUCUGAUUCUAAAUUAUACUGUGUACGAUACUCUGAUGUCACUCAAUUAUAUUUUGACGAUACCAUUAUUGGGAUUUUUCCCCCCGAUGCAUUAAAUGAAAACACAAAGCAGGCUAUACUCUUUGGUCCUUUAAAAACCUGCUGUAUGUAAGAUAGUGUGCUAUAGCUUGGAAAAUAAAUGUGUCUCUGGAUGACAACAUAUCUGUUUACAACAUUAUGGCUGUCUUCCUAAAGAAGUAAAAUCUGCUUUGUUUUUUGUCUUCUGGCUAACAUACUAACGAGUAUCACGAUACUGGUCAUACUCUGUUGUACUCCAUGAUACUGUACAAUAGUCUGUGUAAUUACUGUAUGUGGUCUCUCCGUUGACCAGGUUACCCUCCCCUACUGAUAUCUAUCAGGGGUUUUAACAUGUUUUGUGAUUGGUCCCUGCAGAUCCAGGAACGCUCAGCUUUGUUGGAGACCUGUCCAUGGUGUGCUGCUAAAGGACAGUCUCUGGCCCUGCGCUCCUACAGGAUCAACUUCCAGGAGUUCAUCACUCUCUGCACUGACCCACAGUGCCUGUUUCCCUUGGUCUCUCGUCCUUUGGAGGAUGUCCUGGCCAGCCUCGUACCCCCUCUACCCCAAACUCAGACAGGGAGCAAGAGGAAGAGUCCCUGCGGGUUGGAGAACGGAAACCCUGUACCUUCCCCCAAACAUGCACGAUCAGUGGAGUCAGAAGUGGCCGAGGACGCCGUAUCACCGAGUGGAGCUCUAUCAGUCAGCGGCAUCACUAACAAACUCAAUGGGGAAGAAGAGUGCUUUAAUGGGAAGAAGGAGAGAAUCAGCCAAUCAGAACACACCAACAUGGAUCUGGUGGAUACAACUCUCAAACACACACUUCCUGAGACUGAGAGGGGAGGGGCCAACGGAUACCACAAGGAUUCUGGUUGGUCGAUGCCAGAAGAAAUGGACCAGGAACUCCUAGAAGAGGAACAAGAUGGUCUCUUUCUCCCAGAGGAGGAUACACCUACUUUAGACAAGGGUUUUCCUCUCCAAAAGAAGACGGUACCGGUCUUACAGGUGGCCGUUUCUGUUGUAGAGCCUACUGUAGAGUCUGAAGGUGCACCAAAGGAGGGUCUCUCUACUUUACAGGAGGCUGUAUUUGCCCUAGACAAUACUUUAUCUGCCCCGCAAGUAGCCAUUUCUGUCCCAGAGAAAAUUUCACGUCCUUUACAUGUGGCCGUUUCUGCCUCAACGUCUGCCCCAGAGAAACCCUUGGCCAAGGCUGCCUUAGUGGAGGUUGUCCCUACCUUAGAGGACACGGUCUCUCUCUUCGAGGUUCUGACUGCCCCAGGGGAAGUUACACCAUCACAUCAGAAGGUUCAUCCUCCCUUACAAAGGACUGUGAAGGUUGUGUCUGCGCCAGAGAAGGUUGUGGAGACACCUGACAUGGAAGCUGUCCUGGUGUUGCAGGAGGCUCUGACCAUCUUAGAGGAGGCUUCACCUGGCAUGAAGGAGGGUCUCUCUGUCUUAAAGAAAGAUGAGGAGUGUUUAAUCUCCUUGGAAAAGGAAGAUGAAGUGGCUAUACUUGUGGCUUUGGAGGAUGUCCCUGCCUUAGAAGAGGUUGAGAAGGCUCUACCUGCCUUGGUGGAGGAUGUUCCUGCUUUAGAGAAAGAUGAGGAGGAGGUGGCUACACCUGCCUUGGUGGAUAAUGAGUACGGAGAGGAGGAUUUGCCUGUCUUUGACGAGGAAGAGAAGAAAGAGGAGGAAGAGCGCCCCCCAGAGGUGAUGUGUAGGCCCUGUAGUGUGGACCUCAGUCAGAGCAGAGUGCCUGUUGAAGUUCAUGAUGAUGAUGAUGAUGGUCCUAUCAAAGCUAGAAGAAGAGCUCAGAACGCCCGGCAACUAAUCAGUAGCGAGGAUGAGAUGACCGGCGCAACCAUGGAAACAGAAGGGGAAGGAAGCGUCACGGAGGAAGUGGAAGUUGUGGCAUCACAGCCAAAAAAGAAAAUGGGCCGGCCGAGAAAGACUCCUAUUAUUAAAUACACGCAGGAAGUGGUGCCCAACUUUGACCCGGAAGUGAUCUCGACUGAGGAGUUGGUUCCGGUUCCCGGGCCUCACCUAUUCUGGAGGAAUGAGAAUAGUCUGUGUUGGCUGGACACCUUGCUGGUAGCGCUGGUCCACCUUCACACCCUGAGGGACAGACGACCCACCAAGAGGCCCGCUGGAGGUCAACCUGUCUGGGAUCUGUGUGAGAGGUACAACCAGGCCUGUGGGCUCAUUACAGCCUACCAACACACUGGCGCAGACAGUGUAGUCAGAGUGCCCUCUGCGGUGUUACAGAGGGUCCAAACUGAGAUGCAGGCCAUCAGGAUGUCCAUCUUUAAACUGCUGGAGCCCCUACUGAAAUGUAAACUGGGUCAGCAUGAGACACCGGUGUUCGCCCUGCCCCUCCUCCUCAGGGCUGACUCCUGGGCAGAACCUCUCUUCCAGCAAGCAUAUGAGUGGCAGUUUGAGUGUAUCUCAACAACUUGUCAACAUGCCACCAACACCAAAUGUAAGAAGACCCUCACCACUUUCACCAAGGUGCUUUCCGAUUGGCACCCUCUCAACGCAGCCCACCAAUCACGUUGCAGCAAGUGUAAUAAGAGGAAGCAGACCAGGAUGUUGGUGCUGGAGAGGGUGUCUCCUGUGUUUGUGCUGCACUUUGUAGAAGGUCUUCCUGACAACGACCUCUGUGUGUACUCCUUCACCUUCCAGCAGCAUGAAUACUCCGUCACCACAGUCAUACAGUAUGACCAGCAACUCAAGCACUUUGUCACCUGGAUACGAAGACCUGACGGAUCGUGGUUGGAGUUUGACGAUCUGAAGCACCCUAACUGUGUCUCCCACACCCAGCUGGUGGUCCCUCCUAGAGAAAUCCACGUUGUCUUCUGGGAGUUGAAGACCGACAGACCGGACAACCCACAGACACCUUGCUCUCCCCCUGUAUCCCUGACAAGCACUUUACUGAUACACAAAGAAUUGCAGCAACCUCCCUUAGCCAAACUCUUUGUCAACGAUGAAUCUCAAGACAUCUCUCAGACGGUCUCUAAUGAUGCGGACACUGACAUGGACACCCCCAUAACUGCUGGCUAUAUUGAUAACGAUAUGGACACAACAUUAAGGAAUAACGUUAACUCUCCCAUCGCCAUCGGUUCCACCAGCGUGCUUCAUGGCGUACCGGCUCAGUCCUGUUACCCCAACCUCUCUCUCCCUCUCCUUCACAACGACACAGCCAUUGUCGAGGCACUGGCGGUGUCUGACGAUACCGACAACGACAUCAUGGACACCACGGUAACCACCGGUAACGCUGGUAACUCGUCUAUCAGUAGCACCACACUGCUCGACACCUUCGAGGGCCUCUCCCACGAUGACAUUGUCACCCUGACGCUCGUAGAGGUCAGAGUUGACUCUGAUGGGAGGCCGUUGGACGACAACAAUGUCUCCCUGGCUCCCAGGCAAAAUGGAGACCUCAGUCCUCUUCUACCUGCUCCUACACCUGAGGCCGAGAACCCCGCACCUGCCCAUGAAACGCCCCCUGAAACAGAUGUUGUCAUCAUCAAAAGGCCAUCGUCCCCUGAUACGGCCAGUGGGUUUCUCCUUGACAGCAGUGACGGUCCUUCUGAGCCCGACUCUGAAAAGCCCACUCCUCCUAGUCCUCCCAAGCUCAGAAGGGGCAGAAGCACCAGCAAUAAAGCCAAAAUGAUGGCAUCCAACACUCCAGUUGCACCAGCAGCUAAGGUGGUCACAACAACACCACCAAGAACAGCUACACCAAUGGCACUUCCUGGAAACUGUGGUGGAAUAAUCCUGCCUUCAGUUGUAUCUAUGAUGUCACCAUCAUAUGUGGAACCCAGCACCCUCACAUCAGAGGCCCCUACUCCUCCCUCUCCCCCGCCCCACUCCGAACCCGCUGCUACCUCCAUCUCUUUGCAGAGCAAACCCGGCCUUCCUCCACCCCUGGACCCCAACUCUCGCUGGUCCUACCUGCUUAGCCUCCACCCCACCUCCAUCCCCAAUCCCCCAAGAACCCAGAGUCAUUUCAACCACUCAACACCCAACCGGUUCCAGCAGCUUUCACAGAGCUGGCAGACCCCAAGCAUAGCUCCCCCCAACCCAGACGCCAGGCUGAAGAAGCCUCCGCCUCUACCCAAACCCAAACUAAGUAAGGUGGACAACGAGGCCCUGCCGGUGAAGGCUGCCGAGAUGUACGGAGGGUUCCAGGCCAGAAGCAGGAUCGUAAAUCUUAACAUAAACAGUCCCUCCAAGACUUCACCUCCCACCCAGCUUCUCUCUCAAAGAACUGACCCUCAAAAUGGACCCUGGAAGAUACCAAGUCAACAUGCCGCCCUCGUCUCGCGAAAACCCCUUAUCAACCACACUACUUCAGCAGUGCCUAUUGUGACAUCACUUCCUCCCUCUCAAGGAGUCACGGAGCUCCCUAAAAUCUCUUCCUCCAGGAAACACAGCCCAGGCGGUCAGGUCAGUGAGACCGAUGCCCUCAGGUACAAGCUGCUGAAGAAGCUGAAAGCCAAGAAGAAGAAACUAGAGAAGCUGAAUCAGAUGCUGGGUUACCAGGGGGGUGUGGGAGGACGGGGGGAAGUAACCUGCACACCAGACAUCACUGAUCGGAGUCCCUCCCACACCGUGAGCUCUAGUACCUCUGUCUAUGACAGUCCCGCAUACGACCAGUUCUUUGCCGACCUUCUGUCGCCGGCGACGACCGCCAGCAACCUAUCGCCGGACAGCACGGGCUUCCUGGAGAUGCUGACCACCAAUGGGCAAGAAGGGGGCGGGGACUUGGCGUGUGGGAGGAAUGAUAUUAGUGGAGCCUCAAAGGUGGUGACACCUGUGAUCUUGCCUACGGCCAAUCACGGUGUAGUAGUGUCACAGCCUGGUCUAGCCGAGCCAAUCACGACCUCUGGUGAGAACUUCCUGGAAGAGUUCAUUUCAGGGUCGGCCAAUCAGCAGACGGAGAUGGAGACUGAUACCCUCAGUGCUCUCGACCUGUUCUUUUAAGCUCGUUAACUACAGGUCUAGGAUCUGCUAACAACUCUUACCCAACCCCUAAGCUUAAACGUUAGGGGAAAUGCUAAGCUUACCUCAGAUCAGUGGCUAAGGCUACUUCUCAAAUGGCAUGCUAAUCCCUAUAUAGAGCCUCUGGUCAAAAGUAGCACCAUGGAGAUCCUAUUAAAUUAAACUAUUGUAAUUCCUAAUUAUUAUGAGUAGUGCACUAUAUAGGGAGUAGUGUGCCAUUUUGGACGCAUGCAGACAGUAGGAGAAACUACAUGCUACUAUUCCUUUCAGUCGGGAGAAUAUGUGUGUGUGCUUGGCAUCAAUGGGUUGUUCUGUUCUGGAUAGCAUGUGUUACAUGAAGCGUAAUCAAACGGCCAUUUUAAAGGGAGAGUUCACCUAAAUUACAAAGUGACAUAUUGGUUUUCUUACCCUGGAAGCAGUCUAUGGACAAGGUAUGAUAGCAAUCCAUGCUUUGGUUUAGUUUCCCUGGCACUGUUUCCACGUGCUAACAUUUUAGCAUUUGUGGCACAAAUCCCAUUCAAGUCAUGGGACCGAUAUUGUUUUCUAUGCAUCCUGUUCAAAUCAUAUUUAAGUGACUGUUUAGAUUCACAAUCAAUUUUAGAUCAUUUUGGAUGGUUAGGACAGGAUGCAUGAAAAAUGCUAAUAUCGGUCCCAUGAAUGGGAUUUCUGACACA
This is a messenger RNA of Salvelinus namaycush (lake trout), 6407 nucleotides long. RefSeq names its product SUMO-specific isopeptidase USPL1-like. Gene Ontology annotation, cellular component: Cajal body. The transcript is spliced from 8 exons. Bases 1087 to 5715 code for a protein of 1542 amino acids. Lineage: Eukaryota; Metazoa; Chordata; Actinopteri; Salmoniformes; Salmonidae. Gene Ontology annotation, molecular function: SUMO binding. Gene Ontology annotation, biological process: protein desumoylation; Cajal body organization. The record is from RefSeq and is a predicted model, not a curated record.